Messenger RNA from Thermothelomyces thermophilus ATCC 42464, 1404 nucleotides. RefSeq lists its product as uncharacterized. The transcript has 2 exons. The record is from RefSeq and is a predicted model, not a curated record. NCBI's taxonomy places the organism in Eukaryota, Fungi, Ascomycota, Sordariomycetes, Sordariales, Chaetomiaceae. Bases 329 to 1159 code for a protein of 276 amino acids. Gene Ontology annotation, molecular function: catalytic activity.
CUGGCAGUAUGGUACGGAGUAUGUAGCCUAUAGGUACUUAACACUACGUAUGUAUGUACAUAUGUAUGUACAAGUUAAGUGAAACCAGCCCAGGUACCGAUCUAAGUGGCACGGAACGUUCCAAACCAUCGUCAGUUAAUGAGCGGAACCUCAACUCGUCCGAAACGCGCUGGGGAUUACCAUACCAAAGUCCGAUUCAAGCACAGGUCACAGCAUAAGAGUCUCCUCACACACGGCGUCUUGAAAUCCCGUGGUCAGUGACGAGAAUCGUACAGAUAGACUUGCCGGUGCCAAGAAACCUAGUCCUCCACAAGUCGGAUCAUCAGCAAUGGCGGACGAUUUCCAACUCUUCACCUCUCUCCGCUAUGACCCCGUCCUGUUGCAAGCUCGGGCGAGCAACAUGAGCCACGCCGGUUGGAACUGGGCCAACCCGUCCCCUCUCUACAUGCUCGACUAUCAUCGAGACCGCAUGCUACGGGCAGCCACUCACUGGGGGUGGGAUGCCGCCAUAGAAGUCCUCCAGGGGGACUCCGGGCUGCAACGUCUUGCUGAUCUUGUCCGAGGCAGCAUUGGGGAGAACCAAGAAGGUCCAUUGAGGGUCAGGAUAGCCAUCACCAGAGACGGUGAGUUGUCUCUGAGUUCUAGCCCAGUUCCAGAGACAACGCUCGUGAACCUCUUUCCUGAGCGGCUUCCUUCCCCGGAAGCAGUCGUCAAUGACGGUCCAAGAGAAAGUCUUCCUUCGAAGGCCCCCGUUUAUGAAGUUUUGGUGGACCGCCCAGAGACGGCGCGCUCCGAGUACACCCACUUCAAGACAACAAAGCGAGCAGUCUACGACGAAGCCAGAAAGCGGGCACAAAUUGGCCCUACCGACAAGAAGGAGGUUCUCAUAGUCAGCGAGACAGACAGCUCUGUGAUGGAGGGGUCUCUAACAACCCCCUAUUUCUGGAGGGGAGGAAGAUGGGUAACACCCGCCGUGAGCAGAGUGUACAGCCCGAAGGAGGGCAGCGGGGGCCAAGAUGGUACAUCGAGACGAUGGGCUCUGGAGAGAGCCCUUGCCGUGGAAGGCACAAUUUCCGCGGACUCGCUUGUUGAUGGUGAAGAGUGCUGGCUGAGUAACGGUGUGAGAGGGUUCUUCUUCGGGAAAGUGAAGUUGGCUUGAUUCUCCAUGGCCGAGACGGCAUUUUUAACCCUAUGCUCCCUUUCCAAAGGACUAGAUCGACUCUCCCUUCGGGUGGUACCAAGAACGCAAGUGUCAAGAGCGAGGGCGACACAGGCCCGGCGCUUUCAGGCGCGGCCGUUGGUCAAAAAAUGUCUAAUAAACCAAAAAAUUAUGUGAACUGGCGCUUCGAGCUGGCCUCAUGCUUUUAUCGGGCAGGAACUGCCUGAGGACAGGUCACGCCAGCC